This is a messenger RNA of Salarias fasciatus (jewelled blenny), 360 nucleotides long. RefSeq names its product C-type natriuretic peptide 2-like. The record is from RefSeq and is a predicted model, not a curated record. Gene Ontology annotation, biological process: cGMP biosynthetic process; receptor guanylyl cyclase signaling pathway. The transcript is spliced from 2 exons. Gene Ontology annotation, molecular function: hormone activity. The coding region runs from base 1 to 360 and encodes 119 amino acids. Gene Ontology annotation, cellular component: extracellular region. Lineage: Eukaryota; Metazoa; Chordata; Actinopteri; Blenniiformes; Blenniidae.
AUGGCGGCCACUUUGACACUCCUCAUCCUCCUCUUCAUCACUGUCGUCAUAGAGACAAAACCGUCUCCUCAACAAGACGAGCAGCAGGUCUUACGGUCCCUGUUCGGCUCCCACCUGUCAGCUCUCAUCGUGGCCACGCCCCUUUCUGAUGACAUCAGAGAGGGUUCAGGCGUGGCCCCCGCCCCUCUGGGGUCAGGGGGCCAGAGGAGGGGGGCGGUGCCUGACUUCUUCCUGGAUGUUCUGCGGCGGCAGACCAGGAUGCAGCGGCGGGGCCGGAAGUCCACGGUGGGAGGGGGGGGGAGGGGCUGCUUCGGGAUGAAGAUGGACCGGAUUGGUUCUGUCAGUGGACUGGGCUGUUAG